This is a messenger RNA of Ilex paraguariensis (yerba mate), 210 nucleotides long. Lineage: Eukaryota; Viridiplantae; Streptophyta; Magnoliopsida; Aquifoliales; Aquifoliaceae. The record is from the annotation of a GenBank genome assembly.
AUGGUUAGAGAGGGUGGAAACUCUUCGAGAAAUUUCGUCGAACACGUGGUGUUCGAGGUGGGUGUGGGGACAGGGAUGGCAGCUAGGGUGGAGGCUAGUGAGACAGAGAAAGGGGAGAGCAGAGUAGGAGACGAUGACAAAGAGAUACCUGAAGGUCGCUGGCGAGCAGGAGGGCUGCCGGUGGUGCUUCGCCUGGGCAAAGGUAGGUAG